Molecule: messenger RNA, 495 nt
Organism: Amorphotheca resinae ATCC 22711
Lineage: Eukaryota; Fungi; Ascomycota; Leotiomycetes; Helotiales; Amorphothecaceae
Exons: 2
Coding region: 122-370 (82 amino acids)
Source: RefSeq, a predicted model, not a curated record
CUGGGCUUUUUUUAUUUUUGAGUAGCUAGGCUAGGUACGGUAGCAGGCAGAUUCGCUUUAGAAGAAGAAGGCCCCCCGGUUGAGAAAUCUACGAUUCAGCUAUGUCACGUCACGUCACGUCAUGUUCAAUGUCCAUACAUCCUUCCAUCUUUCCGUCCUGGCUCAUCAGAUCAACCUCCUUUCUUUCAUUCCUAUAAUUCUCCUCUCCUUAUCCGUAUACCUACCUUACCUACCUACCUAUCAUCAUAUCAGAAGAAGGGCGAGACGACGAGAUAUAAAUCAAGAAAUCACGAACGAGAUUCAUUGUAAACUAAGAUAUGCUGCAAAUCCCAGAACUGGAAGGAGGGAGGAGUAUUAUUUGGGAGAGUAGAGAUGGGUUCCAGAUGUGGGGAAUGAAAUGUGCUCCCCUAGGGAUGGAGAUAAGACCAGGAUAGGAUCCUUGGGCGCGGGAAUGAGCAAGCAGGGUUGCUGAACGGGUGAGGAGUGGGCGAGAGG